AUGAUUCAUGUCAAGAUUUACAGCCUAAAGAGAGAUUGUUGGAGAACAGUUAAGGGUUUUCAUGGUGGUUUGAUAAUAGAUUGUUCAACUAAGUCUGUCAAGGGGAAGCUUUAUUGGAGUUCAUCUCUAAGUGAUAAUGCGUACAACAUUGAUUCUUUUGAUUUAGCAAAUGAGACGUGGAAUAAAGUGGAGCAACCCGAUUAUGGAGAAGGCAAAUUCAAUUUGAUGUUGGGAGUUUUGGGGAGUGAUCUAGUAAUACUUUGUAAUUAUGAGACACAUUCUGAUGUGUGGGCAAUGAACGAUUAUGGAGUUGAAACAUUUUGGAAAAAGAUGUUCACCAUCAAUUGUCCUCCUGAUCAUAGGAAUUAUAACUUUAAUAAACACUCGCCCGUGUCAUUUUUCCCAUUUUUUUGCCAGUCAUAUAGCGGUAAAGUUUUACUAUUGUAUCGCUCCGUUUUCAAGAUAUACAAUCCAGGCGAUGAUUCAAUCAGACAAGCAAAACUUACUAAUCGAAAGUAUUGUCUUGAGGCAGAAAUUUUUGUUGAAAGCCUUGUUAAUCCCCUGUCGAUAGCUUAUCAGGGACAUGAUAACAACGAAGACUGA
Molecule: messenger RNA, 603 nt
Organism: Capsicum annuum
Lineage: Eukaryota; Viridiplantae; Streptophyta; Magnoliopsida; Solanales; Solanaceae
Product: F-box/kelch-repeat protein At3g23880-like
Exons: 1
Coding region: 1-603 (200 amino acids)
Source: RefSeq, a predicted model, not a curated record